AUGGAGCAGUUGUUGAAGAUGGUAUUGUGUCUUUCACUCUUUGUGCUAACUGCAUUUUUCUACGAAAAUAAUUUGUUCCAUAAAGUUAACUUUGGUGCAUUAAAAGUGUAUAAAUACGAUACUCUUAUAUCAAGGAAUGACUCAGUUUAUAUUAUUGAUACACCCGGAUGUAAAAUUCCAAAUUACGAGGCAUUUGAUCUUUCGAUUAGGGAAAAAAUUCUGCCUGGUAGGUUUACGAAUUGCGACAAGACUCGUUCAUUUCUUAAAAUAAGUUCAAACUGUCUUGAGAUAGAUCAUGCAGACGUGCAGAAAUCACAGUUCAAAAACUCAUUUUCGUUUUGUCGAGUACAUAGAAUAUAUCGACCCAGACAAGGACAACACCAUAAUUUUUUCAGAUACAUACCAAUAAAAGGAAGGCUUAUGACCGGUGACCAAUUAUGUCUCGAAAGUGACAUGGCACGAGUAAAAUGUUUUGACAGGAAAAACAGGACCAUUUUCACAGAACUUUACUGGAUAUACCAAAGGAAUGAUUCGUACGAAGAGCUUUGUGAUAAACGACUUAGAAAAAGGAUGGAUGACCCAAAGAUAACCGAAAACCUUAAUGUUCUGUUGCUUGGUGUUGACUCAACCUCUAGACUAAAUUCUCAAAGAUAUUUUUUAAAAACGAGACAAAUAUUGGAAAGGGAAUUUAAUUCUUUUGAAUUCAAAGGUCAUAACAUUGUAGGGAUGACUACGUUUCAGAAUGUGGUCCCUGUGUUAACUGGAAAGAGUAUAUACGAACUGAAAGAAGAUGGUAAAUUUGGAAACACCACAAUGGAUAAUUUUCAGUUUAUUUGGAAAGAUUUCGAAGAGAAUGGUUACAGAACGUUGUUUGCCGAAGAUGCAGCACACAUGGCUACAUUUGACUAUUUUAAACCUGGCUUUCAAAACUAUCCAGCUCAAUUUUAUAAUCGGCCCUGGUCUGUGGCCUGGUGGUAUGCUGGGUCACCACGCUGUAUGGGUGGUCGUUCGGAACCAGAAGCUGUGAUGGAAUAUUUAACAAAAUUUGUAGAUGUAUAUAAAUCAAAGCCGUACUUUGCUUUUGUGUUUCUUUCUUCGCUGACACAUGACCGUCAAGAAUUAUCUGCGGAAAUGGAUGAAGUCAUGUCAAAAUUCUUUACCAAAGCUUAUGAAUCAAAUGCGUUUAACAACACAAUGGUGUUUUUCUUCAGCGAUCAUGGAUUUAGAAUUGGUAGAACACGUUGGUCGAAUAUAGGCAUGUAUGAAGUACUGUCGCCUAUGUUAUUUAUCACUGUUCCCAAAUGGUUUUCUGAUAAGUACAAAAAGAUAGACAAAAAUCUAAGAAAUAAUGCAAAUAAGCUUACAACAGUUUAUGAUAUCCAUGAAACUCUUCGAGAUAUUUUAAAUUUCAAUGGACGAGUAGAAGAACACAGUUCCAUUCUCAGAGGAGAAAGUUUAUUUUCCGACGUCUCGAAAACUAGAAACUGUACUGAUGUUGGUGUCCCAGAGUCUCUGUGUUCAUGCAGCCAUUACAUAAAUGUUAAGAAUUUUUCUACACUAUAUGCAACACGCAACUUAUCUACAGAUAUUGUUUCAAAAUUAAAUGAUUUAUUAAAAAAUCAUCAAUCAGUAUGUGAACGCAUCAGUUUGGAUAAAACAAUAUCAGUUUAUCAAGAAGUUUCAGGAAGAAAGCAUACAUACCGAAUAUCUAUACGAACACUACCUGGGAAAGCAUUGUUCGAAGCGUCUGUUUCCUCAAUAAAUGACAAAUACCACGUUGGACAAAUAUUGCGUAUCAACAAAUAUGGUGAUCAAUCAAAAUGUUUGAACGACUAUUUCUUACGCAAUUACUGCUACUGUAAGGAUACUUGAAU
Molecule: messenger RNA, 1874 nt
Organism: Saccostrea echinata
Lineage: Eukaryota; Metazoa; Mollusca; Bivalvia; Ostreida; Ostreidae
Exons: 1
Coding region: 1-1872 (623 amino acids)
Source: RefSeq, a predicted model, not a curated record